Messenger RNA from Oncorhynchus nerka (sockeye salmon), 2727 nucleotides. RefSeq names its product SH3 and SYLF domain containing 1 (gene sh3yl1). Bases 132 to 1187 code for a protein of 351 amino acids. Gene Ontology annotation, biological process: regulation of ruffle assembly. Gene Ontology annotation, molecular function: phosphatidylinositol binding; protein binding. Lineage: Eukaryota; Metazoa; Chordata; Actinopteri; Salmoniformes; Salmonidae. Gene Ontology annotation, cellular component: ruffle membrane. The transcript is spliced from 11 exons. The record is from RefSeq and is a predicted model, not a curated record.
CAGCACACGAGACAGCCAGGGGAACAGGUGUGUAAGGACGCUAUUUUAUUACUUACCUGCCGCAGGUGACUAUGGUAGAAGUCUAACAAACUAACUGACGAACUGAAGCGAAACAAGUCACAGUUGAUAAAAUGAAUAACCCAAUCCCGUCCAACAUGAAGUCCGAGGCGAAGAAAGCUGCCAAGAUCCUCAGAGAGUUUACUGAGAUCUCCAACCGCACUGGGCCUGACAAACUCAUCCCAGCCAAUAUAUUAGCCAAGUGUCAAGGCCUGGCCAUCAUCACAGUGAUCAAGGCAGGCUUUAUGAUCACAGCUCGAGGCGGCAGCGGUAUAGUCAUCGCUAGACUGGCUGACGGACGUUGGUCUGCUCCCUCUGCCAUUGGUAUAGCUGGUCUGGGCGGUGGCUUUGAGAUUGGAGUUGAGGUAUCAGACCUGGUGGUGAUUCUGAUGCAGCGCAGGGCGGUGGAUUCUUUCUCUAAAGGAGGGAACCUCACUCUGGGGGGCAACUGUACUGUGGCGGUAGGACCGAUGGGGAGGAACGUGGAGGCUGAUGUAGCGCUACGUAGCACAGCAGCAGUGUUUACCUACUGUAAGUCCAGAGGGCUGUUUGCUGGAGUCUCUCUGGAGGGAUCCUGCCUCAUAGAACGCAAAGACACCAACCGCAAGUUCUACUCCCAGGACAUCCGUGCGUCGGCCAUAUUGAAUGGAGAUGUAGAACCUCCCCCAGAAGCUGAUGACCUGUACUGUGUCCUGGAGAGCUACACAGAUAAAUACACUACUGAGUGGACAGCCAAACACCUAGCGCAGAAGGCCAGUGGUCCUCCAGCUAGACCCCGAGCUCCUGCCACACAGAGACCUGCUAGCACUUACAGGACGGAGGCAGUGAAGCCCUCCCUCUAUCCAAGCGUCUCUGCUUUCAAAUCUGGCAGCACAGAAUCCUAUAAGAGAAGUCCAAGUAGCACAAGGACAGUCCAAAACGAUUACGGUGGGGUCGGGUCGUGGGACGCGGGGCCUGUAGUCGUCACGGCGGUACACCCGUUCACAGGGCAACAGCCUGGCGACCUGAGCUUCAACCCUGGCGACCGCAUCACUGUGGUUACCAAGACAGAGUCACAGUAUGACUGGUGGGAGGGAACGCUGAACGGACGGACCGGAAUCUUCCCCGCUAACUUCGUCUCCUACCCCUGAACACACACACACACACAGGUCUGUCACACACACACAGGUCUGUCACACACAUGGACACUUAUAUUGCUGGGAGUAAUGUUUUCAACACACUACAUGGACACAUGAUGUCCCACACUCUCUAACACGAACAUUCUCCACAAUGUUCAAGACUCACACUAACUGACUCUGAUUACUACAGUUCAGGGGAAGGUCUUCCUAUAGGAUGGUAUGGGUAGCCACGCUGUCUUCCUAUAGGACGGUAUGGGUAGUCACGCUGUCUUCCUAUAGGACAGUAUGGGUAGCCACGCUGUCUUCCUAUAGGACGGUAUGGGUAGUCACGCUGUCUUCCUAUAGGACGGUAUGGGUAGUCACGCUGUCUUCCUAUAGGACGGUAUGGGUAGUCACGCUGUCUUCCUAUAGGACGGUAUGGGUAGCCACGCUGUCUUCCUAUAGGACGGUAUGGGUAGCCACGCUGUCUUCCUAUAGGACGGUAUGGGUAGUCACGCUGUCUUCCUAUAGGACGGUAUGGGUAGUCACGCUGUCUUCCUAUAGGACGGUAUGGGUAGUCACGCUGUCUUCCUAUAGGACGGUAUGGGUAGUCACGCUGUCUUCCUAUAGGACGGUAUGGGUAGCCACGCUGUCUUCCUAUAGGACGGUAUGGGUAGCCACGCUGUCUUCCUAUAGGACGGUAUGGGUAGCCACGCUGUCUUCCUAUAGGACGGUAUGGGUAGCCACGCUGUCUUCCUAUAGGACGGUAUGGGUAGCCACGCUGUCUUCCUAUAGGACGGUAUGGGUAGCCACGCUGUCUUCCUAUAGGACGGUAUGGGUAGCCACGCUGUCUUCCUAUAGGACGGUAUGGGUAGCCACGCUGUCUUCCUAUUGGACGGUAUGGGUAGCCACGCUGUCUUCCUAUAGGACCGUUCCUACCUGAAUUUGUCCAAUAGAAACUCUUGUUUUCGUUGCAAAAAAAAAAUUCUACAGUGUUUUGAUUAAUGAAUACACCCCCAGAUGUUACCAGCCAGCUCUGUUCACUUCUAGAGACCCGAACCACGCUGGAAAGGGUGAUGUAGAAAGACUAUAUCCGAGCCAGUGCAGUGCAGUUUGGGUCGGCAAGAUGGUGUGAAUAAGGUACCAGUUUUAGAGCAUUGAACAGAGGAAAGCUAAAGAACGGUGCUGUUAUCACGGACUCUGCUACUCUGUUACACUGUUUUAUUCUCACUCACUAUUUUAUAUGCUCUCCGUCAAGUCACAAAUUGGUUUGACAAGGGUGUUUGACAUAUAUUACAAUGAAGUCAAUAGAUUAUUAUUAUAGAUUAUUUAAUUUUUUUGUUUCUAUAAAAUGCAUUAUAUAUUACUAUUAUAUUAUCUGUGCCUGUGGGUUAUUUUAUGUUCUGAAGUUUCUGGGAUUAUGUGCAGUAUUUUUCUCCAUACUACCGUUUUGUAUGAUCAAAAGUAUUUAAUAUAAAAUCUGUUUUAUCUUAACAUCUGUAUGUAAUGAUAGUUUGUACGGAUUUCUCUCUGAAUGUGUGUGUGGAUAUGUAUUAAAGAACCUUGUCUGUAA